This is a messenger RNA of Funneliformis geosporum, 513 nucleotides long. Lineage: Eukaryota; Fungi; Glomeromycota; Glomeromycetes; Glomerales; Glomeraceae. The record is from the annotation of a GenBank genome assembly.
AAACCUCAACAUGUUUUAUUUCCUUAUGGAGAUGCGGAUAAUAUAAAGCAAUAUUUAUCAAAUUCAUUAAUUACCUUGUAUGAGUAUUUAGACAUUGUUAAUAUUUCAAUUAAUUCACAAUUCGUUAGAACAGUUAUGACGGAGGAUCUUGCCUCAGUUAUUGAACCAGUCAAUUUUGGAAAUGAUUCGUUAAUAGCAUCCGUGGGUGGAACUUUAAGUAUAUACAAUACGAAAACGUCAUUGACGAAGGCAACAAGUUCAUUAAAUCGACAAAAAUAUAUUUUUGGAGAAUUUAAUGUCGUAAAAUUAAUUAAUGAAUUAACCGAACAAGUAUAUGGAUGUAGAAUUGGUUUCUUUCAUGAAGAUAAGAGAAAUUCAAGUUAUACAAUUAGUUUAGUAUCACCAAAAGCAACAAUUUAUUUGAACAAGGAAGAUUUUAAAAUUGUUACAACUGAUAAUCAAACUAGGGUUAAAUUAACGGAGAUUUUGUUUGAGCAAUUAGUUGUGAUAUGA